Cyprinus carpio (common carp) is the source of this 2345-nucleotide messenger RNA. RefSeq names its product glypican 6b. Bases 432 to 2066 code for a protein of 544 amino acids. The transcript has 9 exons. Lineage: Eukaryota; Metazoa; Chordata; Actinopteri; Cypriniformes; Cyprinidae. Gene Ontology annotation, cellular component: cell surface; synapse; extracellular region. The record is from RefSeq and is a predicted model, not a curated record. Gene Ontology annotation, biological process: regulation of protein localization to membrane; regulation of signal transduction; cell migration.
CUGUUUAUAUGUGUAGGGUAGCCAACUGUAAACACACCCCCUUUAAGAGAAUUCAAGGAGUCAUGGGGUCAGACCCUCCUAAACUGUCCUCAUUAUGAGUUUCCACAUAUUCCAGAGCCGUGAAAAUCGCGACUGAUAAUCAGUGAUGCGCUGUGCUGCAUUGGCAGAACGUUCCGUUUAGAACGUUUUGACGAGUGCACGCUUUCCUCCAGUCAAAGAGAAGAAAGUCGAGAGAAAACAACUGUGAGAAGUUCCAGCGCUGUGGAGGAUCUGAUUCUGACAGCUGCAGGUUCACUCGCAUCACGCGCGCUCACCGCGAACUCUCGAGGAACUCCAGUCGGAACGCGCGAUGGUUUCUGCCGCGCAACCUCAACGCGUUUUGACUCCCAAAUAGAGAGGAAUCUGCGCGUGCUUUCUCAGAGGUCAACUCCAUGACGAGGAUAAAUCAACAGAUCUCAGCGGAGCUCGCGAUGUCGGCUGUGUUUGCCGUUCUGUGCGCGCUUUUGGCUCCGGUCGCAGCGGAUCCACACGCGGUGAACUGCAGCCAGGUGAAAGACGCGUUUACCGACCUGGGUUACAGUCCUGUACGUGUUCCCACCGAGGAAACAGCAGGAGAAGAUCUGCGGGUUUGCGCUCCUCAGAGAACCUGCUGUAAUGCAGAAAUGGAGGAGAACUUCAUCCAGAGAAGCUCACGGGACUUUGAGAAGCUCAUGGACGACACGAGCGAAGAGCUGAGGGACGCGUUUAUGACCGGACAUAAAAGGUUUGAUGAGUUCUUCUUGGAGUUGCUGGAGAACACCGAGCGCUCUCUGAACGAGAUGUUUCUGCGCACGUAUGGGAAGCCCUAUUUGCAGAACGCCGAGGUCUUCCAGGGCCUGUUCGCCGAGCUGAAGCGAUACUACACAGGAGGCAACGUCAAUCUGGAGGAGAUGCUGAACGAUUUCUGGAUGCGUCUGCUGGAGCGCAUGUUCCAGCUCCUGAAUUCCCAGUAUGUCAUCACCGAGGACUAUCUGGAAUGCAUCGGCAAGUACAUGGAGCAGCUUAAGCCCUUUGGAGACGUUCCCAAGAAGCUCAAGUCUCAGGUUACUCGAGCGUUCAUCGCUGCCCGCACCUUCGUCCAGGGCCUCGUGGUUGGACGGGAAGUGGCUAACAGGGUUUCUAAGGUCACCAUGAGCUCUGCGUGCGUCAGCGGCUUCACUAAAAUGCUCUACUGCUCGUACUGUCAGGGUUUGUUCACGCUGAAGCCCUGCAACAACUACUGUCUAAAUGUGAUGAAGGGCUGUCUGGCCAAUCAGGCCGAUCUGGACCCAGAAUGGAGCAAAUACAUCGAUGCCAUGCUGCUCUUGACGGAGCGUCUGGAGGGGCCUUUCAACAUCGCGUAUCGUGUUGGUGAUGGAGGAUGUGGAUGUUUGCAGGUUUUCCAAGGUUGUGGACAGCUGGAGCCUUCAGGAAUGAGCAGGUCGGCCCGCGGCGUCUCCGACACGUUCAGCGGCCGCUUCAGUCCCUACAACCCCGAGGAGCUUCCGACCGCCGCAGCCGCCUCUCGCCUCGACCGCCUGGUGACUGAUGUCAAGGAGAAGCUGAAGAAGUUCAGGAAGUUCUGGUCUUUACUUCCUGAGGCCUUCUGUCAGGAGGAGCAUGUGGCGGCUGCAGAAAGCACUGAGGAUGACUGCUGGAACGGACACGACAAGGGCAGAUACGUCCCUGAGGUUCUGAAAGAUGGCCUGACCAAUCAAGUGAAUAACCCGGAGGUGGGCGUGGACAUUUCCAGACCGGACACUCUGAUUCGACAGCAGAUCAUGGCUCUCAGGGUGAUGACCAACAAACUCAAGAAUGCAUACGAUGGCAAUGACAUCUACUUUCAGGACUCGAAUGACGAGAGCAGCGCUUCUGGCAGCGGCAGCGGCUGCACUGAGACGUGUGUCACUGAACCAGACUCCUUCAUCACUGACACUCCUGUUCAGGAAGCAGAGAAAACAGAUGAAACAUCUUCUGCUUCCAUCAUUCAGCCCAACCUGCUGCUGCUGGUCUUGACCGUGCUGGCCUUGAAAGAGCACUGGAGAUAGUGGCCGCUGAGCUCCACACAGACUGUUUGUGUUUUAUAUCAGACUGGACACCGAUCUCAGCCAUCUGAAGACUUUGAAGCCGGUCUUCCUGAUUCAAAGACCACCGAGCGACAGGUUUCUUCAAAAGGGCCGUGUAAGCAUUACACAUCUGAUAUAUGAAAGAUUCGUUAUGAAUUUUUUUAUUUUUUUUAUUACAUUUACAGUAUAGUAGAUUAAAGGAAUAGUUAACCUCAAAAAUGAAAAUUUGCUGAAAAUGUGCUCAUCCUCAAGCCAUCCAAG